AUGGAGGCAAUGGGGCUAACAGCCACCAAUUCUUCAUUCUUUCCUGAAUGUUGGUCAGAUGAUAGACGAAUGGGUGUUUUAUUAGCUGAAUUCCGACCAAGGCGACUAAACGCUGAAAGUUAUGAUAUGAAAAUUAAAUUCUGGAAAGACUUAAUUGUGUCAUAUUGCAUCGCGUCAGGAACCAGCACAGUAUCCAUUCUCAUGUUGAAGGAAAAGUUUCGUAGAAAUGGUACCGUUCCUUACUGCUUGCACACCGUAUUCGCGGACAUGCAGACGAAAGGAGAGCUAAGUAAAGAGAGGAAAUUCCAAGUUCAACGGCACGUUGGAACAUUUGGAUUUAACCUGUGGACAGCAACAACAUUGAUACAAGCUCCACUCUCGUGGGGAUAUGAAGCGGUGCUUGGUAGUGUAAUCGGUUCAGCAAAUAUUGAUGAAAACGAAAAUUUCAUUGUUACGGCUGUUGCAGAACUACAUGCCAAAACUAUAGAAAAUGCCAUCAUCGAACGCGAAAUGCAGAACAAAUUACUAAAAUACGAGGAUCUGAUUACUUUAGUGCAAGAAACAUCAACUAUAAAACCACAUGGCGUAGAAACAGCAGUAACAUUACUCGAAAAUACAGGGCGAUUAACAAAACAGACGAUAAUCAGUGGUGAAACUAGCACGAUACUCAUCAAAUUUGCUGGAGUAAAUGCAGUUGCUCAACCCAUAACAAGCAUUGAAAAGUCCAUAUAUGAUCUUGAGCAGAGCGCUAAACGAUUAAUGAAAGACAUUAACAUAAUCGAAAAUAGCAUAAGCCAAACAAUGGAUGAAGUUCGGGAAUUUAUAAAAAACGGACGUAAGCAAAUGGCGAAAACAUAUUUGAAAAAGAAACAUACUCUCGAAAAGCAUAUGCAGGGUAAGAUUAAUGCAUUGGAAAACCUUCAAAGUUUACUUCUGAAAAUUUAUAAUUGUCAAUCUGAUAAAAACGUAAUAGAGGCAUAUAAGUUAGGCACGAGCGCCUUGAAGAAUGCAUAUGAAGCUGCAGGUAUUACAAUUGAUCAACUAGAUGAAACCAUGGAUGAAAUGAGACACGUAUUAGGACAGCACAAUGAAAUAUUAUCAAUGAUCGGCACAGUUUCAGAAAGUGAUGUCGACGAACUAGAGCUUGAACAAGAGCUAGGAGACCUGAUAGAUAUAAAGCUAGUUGAAAGUAAAAUCGAUAAAAAGGAUUUCCCGACAAUCCGUCCUACUUCUACUAUUGACAACAAUAUCAAUAAUGUUCCUGACUUUGAUAGAGAAAUCGAGAAACGGUUGGCAGCUCUCAGAGUUGAUGUAAUUGAUGGAUACAAAUCAGCAGAUCAUGCACAAUGAACAGAGGCC
Molecule: messenger RNA, 1359 nt
Organism: Anopheles maculipalpis
Lineage: Eukaryota; Metazoa; Arthropoda; Insecta; Diptera; Culicidae
Product: charged multivesicular body protein 7
Exons: 2
Coding region: 1-1350 (449 amino acids)
Biological process (GO): late endosome to vacuole transport via multivesicular body sorting pathway; vesicle budding from membrane
Cellular component (GO): multivesicular body; cytoplasmic side of plasma membrane; ESCRT III complex
Source: RefSeq, a predicted model, not a curated record